This is a messenger RNA of Podospora pseudopauciseta, 4552 nucleotides long. It is a transcript of the gene ADE6, whose product is annotated as phosphoribosylformylglycinamidine synthase. Bases 178 to 4245 code for a protein of 1355 amino acids. Gene Ontology annotation, biological process: 'de novo' IMP biosynthetic process. Gene Ontology annotation, molecular function: phosphoribosylformylglycinamidine synthase activity. NCBI's taxonomy places the organism in Eukaryota, Fungi, Ascomycota, Sordariomycetes, Sordariales, Podosporaceae. The record is from RefSeq and is a predicted model, not a curated record. The transcript has 2 exons.
UAAAAACUCGAAAGUGCCACCACCACCCCGCCUCCAGACUCGCAGCUCGCUCGAUGACUCUGUAUCCAUUCCAGUGAGCUUUGGCUCUCUGCAGUCGUCCAUACCCUAUAUUUGAGCUGACCUCCCCCCCCCGUUGUCAUUGCUCCCUCUUCUGUGUCAUCGCAAUCACCACAGACGAUGGCGCACCUCACCCUCGCAGGUGACUCCUGCUUCACGGCCUCCGAGGCCCAGAAGCUCAAAGAUCAGAUCAACAAGAUAGCGCCCAUCAAGGUGUCCAAGCUCGCCGGCUCCUGGAUCUACUACGCCCAUAUCAACGGCGACGCCAAUGCCGCGAAGCAAACCCUCUCCCAGUUUCUCCCGCUCUCCGGCUCAUCCACUCCUCCUCUCACUCAUAUCGGUUACGGCCGCCAAUGGUUCGUGACACCGCGAUAUCUCUCGCCAUGGAGCUCCAAGGCCACCAUGAUUGCCCAUGUUUGCGGCUUCGAGAACCAGAUUCAGCGGAUAGAGCGCGGACGCAUCAUCACCAUCGAGUUUGAUCAGCCUUAUAACGACAAGACUGUUCCAUUCAAGGAUGUUCUGCAUGAUCGCAUGACCGAGCACCUCACGACAGAAGAGCCGGAUCUCAAUACCAUGUUUGCCGAAAGCGAGCCCGCUCCUUUGGAGGUCGUUGACAUAUUUGCCGAAGGCCGGGACCCGGUCCAGGUGCUCAAUGAGUACAACAAGGCUCGCGGCCUGGCCCUGGAUCAGUCUGAGGUGGAGUACUUGGUGGAGCAGUUCACCAAGCUGGGCCGCCCUCCCCAUGAUAUCGAGCUCUUCAUGUUUGCUCAGGUCAACUCGGAGCACUGCCGUCACAAGCAGUUCAACGCCAACUGGACUAUCGAUGGCAUCACCAAGGACCACAGCUUGUUUGGCAUGAUCAGGAAUACCCACAAGGCCACCCCUGAUUUCACCGUUUCGGCUUACAGCGACAAUGCGGCUGUCAUUCAGGGUGAAAACGCCAACCUGUGGGCCCCAGACUACUCUACUGGCUCCUGGAAGUUGAACAAGGAGCUUAUUCACGUUCUCGCCAAGGUUGAGACACACAACCACCCGACCGCCAUUGCCCCUUUCCCCGGAGCUGCUACUGGCUCUGGUGGUGAGAUUCGCGAUGAGGGUGCCGUUGGCAGGGGCUCCAUGCCCAAGGCUGGUCUCUGCGGUUUCUGGGUCUCUGAUUUGCAUAUCCCCGAGCACAAGGCGCCCUGGGAAAUCGAUGUCGGUCGCCCUGCUCACUACGCCAGCAGUCUUGACAUCAUGUUGGAGGCCCCCAUUGGAAGUGCCCGGUUCAACAACGAAUUCGGUCGCCCAUGCUUGACCGGUACUUUCAGAACUCUCCUUACUGCCGAUGACACCAAGGCCGAGGGCGAGUUCCGUGGCUACCACAAGCCUAUCAUGAUUGCUGGUGGCGUCGGUACUGUAAGAGAGAAGCACGCCCUCAAGGAUCCCAAGGAUGUUCAGGAGGGCGCUCAUGUUAUCGUCCUCGGUGGACCUGCCAUGUUGAUUGGUCUGGGUGGUGGUGCUGCGUCCAGUAACGCUUCCGGAGAGGGUAACGCCGACCUUGAUUUUGACAGUGUGCAGCGUGGCAACCCUGAAAUGGAACGCCGUGCGCAGAUGGUCAUCAACACUUGCGUCGCUCUCGGAGACCACAAUCCCAUUGCCAUGAUUCACGACGUUGGUGCUGGUGGUCUUUCGAAUGCUCUACCUGAGCUCGUCAAGGAUGCUGGCUUUGGUGGAAGAUUCGAGCUUCGCCAGGUCGAGUGCGUCGAUCGCGGCAUGAGCCCUCUCCAGAUUUGGUGCAACGAAGCCCAGGAGCGCUAUGUCAUCCUGGUGAACAGCGAUGGCAUGGAGCGCUUCACUGCUAUCUGCAGACGUGAACGCUGCGGUUUCUCUGAUGUCGGAACUGUCUUGUCCAAGGAAGAGGACGGUGUCUCUAGACUGGUUCUCAGCGACAAGGAGUCGAAGGAGUACCCCCGCCCUAUUGAUGUUCCUAUGGACGUUCUUUUCCCCAAGGGCCGCAAGCUCGAGCGCAUUGUCAGCUCCAAGAAGCCUACCUGGCCCUUUUUCGAGCCCGUCGCCAGCCUCAAGGCUGCUCUUGGUGAUGCUGCCAGCGACGCCGAUCUUUUCAAGCAAGCUGUCCAGAGAGUAUUCUGGCUGCCUUCCGUUGGCUCCAAGUCAUUCCUCAUCACCAUCGCCGAUCGCACCGUCGGUGGUCUUACCAUUCGCGACCAAAUGGUUGGCCCAUGGCAGACACCAGUUGCUGAUGUCGCCGUCACGGCUACUUCGUUCAGCUUGAACGGUAUGAAGACUGGUGAGGCGAUGGCCAUGGGUGAGAAGCCAACACUGGCUUUGAUCUCUCCUGCUGCCUCCGCCAGAAUGGCUGUUGCCGAGAGUUUGUUGAACCUCGGUGCUGCCGAUAUCAAGGGUGGCUCCUACAGAGGCGAUCUCAAGCGUGUGAAGCUUUCCGCCAACUGGAUGGCCGCUGUCAACCACCCCGGCGAGGGUGCUGCUCUCUACGAGGCUGUCGAGGCCAUCGGUAUGGAGCUCUGCCCUAAGCUCGGCGUCAGCAUUCCUGUUGGCAAGGACUCCACCUCGAUGAAGGCCAGCUGGAAGGACGGGGAGACUAAAAAGAGUGUUACCGCUCCCGUGUCGGUCGUCAUUUCUGCCUUUACCCUGGUUGAGGAUGUUCGCCGUACCUGGACUCCCCAGCUUCGCCGCGUUGAGGAUGUCGGCGAGACUGUGCUCCUCUAUGUCGAUUUGGCCCAAGGCCACAAGGCUCUUGGCGGCUCUGCUCUUGCCCAGGCUUUUGGUGCUAUCGGCCACGAAGCCCCAGAUGUUCGUGAUGUGGAUCUCCUCAAGGAUUACUUUGACGCCCUUGCCCAGCUUCACGAGAGCGCCAUCGUUCUUGCCUACCACGAUGUCUCUGAUGGUGGCCUUGUCACCACCAUCGCUGAGAUGAUGUUCGCUGGUCGCUGCGGCGUUGAUGUCAUGAUGGAUGGUGUUGCCAAGUCUGGCAGUCUUGCUGACAUGACCGAGGCUCUGUUCCACGAAGAGUUGGGUGCCGUCUUCCAGGUUCGCGCUUCAGACGAGACCAACUUUAAGAGAUGCUUCGCCACUUGUGGCCCUCCUGCGGGGCUCAUCAAGAAGAUUGGUGUUGUCCAGGACUCGUCUAAGCAGAACCUCAACAUCCGUUACGGAGAGGGUGCUCCCUUCGCCAGCCUUGACAGAGCCGAAAUGCAGCAAUGGUGGUCCAAGGUCUCUUACGAGAUGCAGAAGCUCAGAGACGACCCCUCCUGCGCCGAGUCUGAGUAUGCCAUCAUUGCUGACUCUGCCGACCCCGGUCUUUCUUACAACCUGACCUUCUCGCCUGCCGAGAACAUUGUUCCUCUGACCGCCUCGAUUACUGGCUUCUUCGGCAAGAGCCCUCGCGUUGCCAUCCUUCGCGAGCAAGGUGUCAACGGCUACGCCGAAAUGGCUUUCGCUUUCCGCGCUGCUGGCUUCGACGCUGUCGAUAUCCACAUGACCGACAUCAUCAACGGCCGCUCCCUGGCCGACUUCGUCGGUCUCGCUGCCUGUGGUGGCUUCUCCUUUGGUGACGUUCUCGGCGCCGGCCAGGGUUGGGCCAAGUCCAUCCUCCUCCACGAAAAGUCCCGCAAGGAGCUUGCCGAGUUCUUCCAGCGCAAGGAUACCUUCGCUCUCGGAGUCUGCAACGGUUGCCAGAUGCUUUCCCGCUUAAAGGAGCUCAUCCCCGGCGCCGAGGACUUCCCCGCCUUUGUCCAGAACAACUCUACCCAGUUCGAGGCCCGCUACAGCAUGGUCAAGAUCGAGGACAACCCGUCCAACCCCUCUGUCUUCUUCAACGGCAUGAACGGCUCCUCUCUGCCCAUCGUUGUUUCUCACGGCGAGGGCCGCGCCGAGUUCCAGAGCCAGCAGCAGUUCCAGAGCUUGACUGAGUCGGGUGGCAUUCCCAUCAGAUACGUCGACAAUAGACUCGAGGUCACCGAGACAUACCCCUACAACCCCAACGGCAGCCCUGGUGGUAUCGCCGGUGUUGCUAGCAGGGAUGGAAGGGUGUUGGCUAUGAUGCCUCACCCCGAGAGAACUAUCAUGGCGGAUGUGACGAGCUACGCGCCCAGGGAGGAUGUUGAGCAGUGGGGCGAGUUUGGUCCAUGGUUGAGGAUGUUUAGGAGUGCUAGACGCUGGGUUGGGUAGAUAGCCUUACCUGAGGCCGGCUUGAUUGAAAUGAAAUAAACGAACAAAAAUAGACAUUGAGGUGUUUUGCUGGCGGAGGCGUUUAUGGGGAUAUAUGGUGUAGGGGGUUUGUGUCAUAAAAAGAAAAUGGGAGGCAUACAUUUGCUGGGUGGGUUUGAUUUUGUUUUCUUUUUAUAUGAGGAGGGAAGUAAAAAGGUAUUGGAAUGAAGGUAACUAGAUGAAAAUCAAAGAGAUGGAAUAGGGAUUUUGUGUAAAUAGGCACUAAAUAGUUAUCACGGUGUGAGAUGCAUUACUGUUUCUUUUUUGA